Messenger RNA from Enterobius vermicularis (human pinworm), 258 nucleotides. Lineage: Eukaryota; Metazoa; Nematoda; Chromadorea; Rhabditida; Oxyuridae. The record is from the annotation of a GenBank genome assembly.
UAUGUAAUAUGCGCUGGCGUUGUCAUUGGUGCCCUUUUCAUAUUUUGUGUGUUAACCGGAACUCUAUAUUCGAAACCACCCCCAGCUAAAAGAUGCACGUAUGGUACUUACAAUAUAGCCAGUGGAUAUGCUGGGCAGACUACUGGAACAUACGAGAAACCUGGCUUAUACUCUCAAUAUGAACAACCUGUUUCAUAUUCUGCAUAUGAUCAACCAGGUUUUUACUCCGCAUAUGAACAACCUGGUUCGUACUAUUGA